This is a messenger RNA of Lodderomyces margitis, 1608 nucleotides long. RefSeq names its product epsin. Gene Ontology annotation, biological process: endocytosis; actin filament organization. The transcript has a single exon. The record is from RefSeq and is a predicted model, not a curated record. NCBI's taxonomy places the organism in Eukaryota, Fungi, Ascomycota, Pichiomycetes, Serinales, Debaryomycetaceae. Bases 1 to 1608 code for a protein of 535 amino acids. Gene Ontology annotation, molecular function: phospholipid binding; clathrin binding. Gene Ontology annotation, cellular component: endosome; clathrin vesicle coat; plasma membrane.
AUGUCCAAGAUAGUAAGGUCUAUGAAGAAUGUUGUAGGGGGUUACUCAUCAGCACAAGUGUUGGUGAGAAAUGCGACUUCAAACGAUGCUACGGGACCAACAACUUACGAUAUGGAGGAAAUAGCUUCGUGCACCUAUCAAUCUCAAACCGAGUUUAUGGAGGUUAUGGACAUGCUAGAUCGUCGUCUUAACGAUAAGGGAAAGAAUUGGAGACAUAUUGCCAAAUCAUUGACGGUUUUGGAUUAUUUGGUUAGAUUCGGUUCCGAAAAGUGUGUGUUAUGGGCCAAGGAUAACAUCUACAUUGUGAAAACAUUGAGGGAGUUUAUCCAUCUUGACGAGGUGGACAAAGAUCAGGGUGCAAUCAUCAGAGUCAAAGCAAAGGAGUUGGUAUCGUUAUUGAGAGAUGAUGAGAGAUUAAAGCACGAGCGUGCAUUAGCCAAACGUGGAAGACGUACUGGAACAUUUGAUGAUGAUGAUGAUGAUGAUGAUGAGGAUGGUUUCGGUGGUGAUCGUAGAGAAAGGAGAAGGGAAAGAAGAAGAGAUAGAGGUGGUGAUGAACCUUACGAUGUCGACUUGCAAAAAGCAUUGGAAUUGUCAAGAUUAACAGCAGAGGAAGAUCAGCUUCGUGCUAGAGAAGCCGAGAACGACCCUGAAUUAGAAGCGGCAAUUAAACUUUCAUUAGAGGAAGAGGAAUUGAGAAAGCAAAAUCAAAAUGCCAACUUGUUAGACUUGAACGAAGACCAGCAGCAACCACAACAAUACUUCUUGACCGGAUAUUAUCAACAACAACAACCACAACAACAAGUUUUCCAACAACCAACCCAGCAAUUCCAACAGUACGAUAUGUUUGGAAAUCCAAUUCAGCACCCUAUGGAGACGGGGCUUUACCCAAACCAAUUCGAGCAACAGCAGCAACCUCAGUACCAACCUAAUCAAUUCACCGGUUUCAACUAUGGACAACCUCAGCAGCAGGAACAGUUGCAACCGUUGAAAACAGGUUCGAAUAAUCCAUUUGCACUUGGAUCGGACUCUGGAAAUAACCAGUCCAAGUCCCAAUCACAAACGUUAAAUGCGUUAGCUGAACAAAAGACACAGGAGCAACAGACACAGGAGCAGUAUCAACAACAAUACCAACAACAACAACAACAACAACAACAGCAGCAGCAGCAGCAACAGCACGCUCAAUUAUACACUCAACCAACCGCUCCAUUGAAACAGCAAAACACGUCGGGAUCUAGGUUCAACGAGAGCCACGAGUUGAAUGAUCUUUUAACACAAGGAACAGGCUUGGACACUUUUGGAAACACCGGUGCUACACGUAUUCCCCAUCAACACACGAGAACUCAAAACUUCAUCAAUUCAAGUGGAACUGGUUAUAAACAGGUUGGUAAUGACCAACAUAGAGUCAGUUCGAAUGCUACAGGAAAUCCAUUUUUGAACACUGGUAUCGGCUACCAACAACAACAGGCUGCACCUCAACAGCAACAACAACAGCAGCAGCAGCAGCAAAUUAACACUGCGUAUACUGGUUACGGUUUUGGUAAUGCUCAGCCACAGCAGUACCAAAAACAGUCAAAUGGAGAGGGCCCGAGCUUGAUAGAUAUUUGA